AUGAGUGCCAUACUCGCGAUAGGUAUCGUAGUCGCCUGCAUUUCGAUUCCACCCCCUUCUUCCGCGACAGUCACCAUUUAUGGGGAACGGUCGUACGGUGAGAUCGUAGACUAUCUUCUGGAGCUCGAGACCAAGUACCAGGACUACUCUGAAGUAUUCAGUGUGCAGGACAAGUACGGUCUGCCCAAGUAUUCGGAAGUGAACUGCACUCGGAACAACGAGACGGUGCCUUGUGAGCAAUACGUGAUCAAGAUCACGGACGAGGAAACGCUGCCAGACCCAGAGCGACCCGAAUUAAUCUUCAGUGGGUCUGUGCACGGUAACGAAAGAGUGGGUCCGCAGGUGCUCGUUGCAUUGGCGGAACUCUUGUUAUCACACGCGAGCCGAACGGAUGGUAAUCCAUGGCUUCAGCACCUUGUGAAGACCCGUACUAUUGUAAUCGUCCCAACCGCUAACGCAUACGGCUACAACCACAAUGUCCGGAGGGAACUUGGUGUUGAUCCGAAUCGAGACUUUCCGUACAACUUGGGUGACACCAAGGAGUGCAUGGAGACGACGGCUGCCCGGGCACUGAACGAACUCUGGCGCGAUCACUUGUUCCAGCUUGGCAUUACUUUCCACGCUGGUAGGGAAUGUAUCACGUACGAGUGGGGGGCUAAGAACCAUGUCAAAGAGUCUGGCAAAAGUGACAAGAGCCCUGACAAUUUAAGUCAGCAGCAGCUUUCCCGCGUCAUGUCUCGAUUCGGAGGUAAAUUUGAAGAUAGUGCUCAGUACUACCCGGACGGCACUAUGAAUGAUGUUGUGUAUGCUGUUGACGGUGGCAUGGAAGACUGGGGGUAUGCAGCAUCUUGGGAGAAUGAGUACACAACUCCGAAGCCCAUUAAAGAGUGUAACCCGUCAAGUUUCGGGGGAUACCCAGCCGAGAAGACCAGAUACAACAAUGCUACGCACCGUGCGUUUAAUGUGUUAAUCGAGGCAAGUAACAGCAAGCAGCCAAACGCAACAACAUGGGGAGACAGCUCGACGCUCUCGGAUGAAGCAUUGAGUGACUAUUUACCAGAGGCUGAAAUGGCGGGUCACGUGCCUCGCAACACUCGUCUGUCAUUACUGUACAUUGAUCUCGUGCAGCCAUAUGUGCUUUGGAAAACGCACCCGUACAACUGUAGCAAUGGCCUGAACAUAGUAUGUUCCUGUAGUCGCGAAGUCUACGUCGGCAGAGAACAAACCCUUAUUGUUAGUUUUCACUUUCAAACCCAGAUCCUUGUGAUACCAUCGCGUAACUCCACUCUGCGCUUGCGUAUGGGUAACACCAGUCGGGUCAUCAGACCAAACUUUCAGCUGCGUCUUGUCCACUAUGAUAGCCCCCGCUACCUCCCAUUCGAACGUGACAGCUUUGUUCACAUUGCCUUUGACCAGGACUGGGCUACCCAAGGCACUGGUGAAGACAUUCCAGUUCCCAAGGUUAAACCACAAACGCACAUUGUGAAUGCUCGAACCAACGACGACUGGUUGUACUCAAACAACGGCCGAGUCGUUCGUGGUCAAACGGUUUGGACUUCGCAGACGGUCAAGAUUGUGGUGACCUGA
This is a messenger RNA of Phytophthora nicotianae INRA-310, 1587 nucleotides long. RefSeq lists its product as hypothetical. The record is from RefSeq and is a predicted model, not a curated record. Gene Ontology annotation, biological process: proteolysis. Gene Ontology annotation, molecular function: zinc ion binding; metallocarboxypeptidase activity. The transcript has a single exon. Lineage: Eukaryota; Oomycota; Peronosporomycetes; Peronosporales; Peronosporaceae. Bases 1 to 1587 code for a protein of 528 amino acids.